GUUCGAUAUCGGACAGUUCUACGUGAGGCCCCCAAGACCAAGAGGAUUUCUACUUUUGCCUUCUUUCUGCGAAUGUGCAAAGCUGAACAUCAGGAGAAAAAACCCGGUGCCCGCAUGAACCUAGUCGAAUUUUCUAGGAAAUGCUUUCGGAGAUGGAGAAUGCUGUCAGAGGAAGAGAAGAAUGCAUUCAGAGACCUGGCGAGGGCUGAGUGCGAGCGCAAUGACCCACAAACACGGGGUCAUGGACCAGCAGGAAGAAGGGAGAGAGAUGCCAAUGCUCCCAAGAGACGGCUGUCAGCAUCUUUCCUGUUCUCUUCCGAUUUCCGCCCCAAGGUUAAAGCUGAUUAUCCUGACAUCACCUCGGGCAACAUGUCAAAGAAGCUGGGCGAGAUGUGGAGCAACCUCAGUAACAUGGAGAAAAGGCUGUAUGAAGACAAGGCAGCACAGCUGAGGAUGCAGUAUAACAUGGCUGAUGCGGAAUGCAAGGCCAUGGAUCUGGAUGGUUGGUAGAGUCCUCUGAACAUUACACAGAAGAAGCUGGAAGAAGAUAAAGAGUCAGAAGAUUCAGAGGGGGAA
Erinaceus europaeus (western European hedgehog) is the source of this 576-nucleotide messenger RNA. Its product is annotated as high mobility group protein B3-like. Gene Ontology annotation, biological process: regulation of transcription by RNA polymerase II. NCBI's taxonomy places the organism in Eukaryota, Metazoa, Chordata, Mammalia, Eulipotyphla, Erinaceidae. Gene Ontology annotation, molecular function: DNA binding, bending. The transcript has 2 exons. The coding region runs from base 73 to 510 and encodes 145 amino acids. The record is from RefSeq and is a predicted model, not a curated record.